Molecule: messenger RNA, 2109 nt
Organism: Scatophagus argus
Lineage: Eukaryota; Metazoa; Chordata; Actinopteri; Scatophagidae
Gene: ppp1r3g
Product: protein phosphatase 1 regulatory subunit 3G
Exons: 1
Coding region: 93-905 (270 amino acids)
Biological process (GO): regulation of glycogen biosynthetic process
Cellular component (GO): protein phosphatase type 1 complex
Molecular function (GO): protein phosphatase 1 binding; glycogen binding
Source: RefSeq, a predicted model, not a curated record
CUUUACUCUAUAGAAGCUGCCCCGCAGCGGGUCUCCGGCGGACUCCGGACCGGCCUGCAGCCACAGCACAGCGCCGGGCUGCCGGGCACCACAUGUCCCGCUCAACAGUCCAGUUCCACAGCGGGGGAGAGCCGCUCUCCCCGGGCCAGUCCAUGGAGAACGGCCUGGAGGCCGAGGAGGAGGACGAUCUGGACGAUGAGAUGGACGCUUCUCAGCUGGAGAGAUUCAUGAAAGACAGGAGGAGAGCCAAGUCCCUGCCCGCCUACCCGGCGCUCCUGGACGGCGUCUCCGGGAGCAACGGGAGGAAGCGGGUGAAGUUCGCCGACUCCAUGGGGCUGAACCUGGCCAGCGUCAAGCACUUCAGCUCGCUGGAGGAGCCGCAGAUCCCGAGUAAAGUUCUGUCCAGACACAAGAGCUUCCCGCCGCAGCAGCAGGAUUUACUGAACGACCUGUGCCAGAGCUUCAAGUCCAGCCUGGACACGGACCGACUGGUCCCCUGCUUCCCGGAGCCCCGGGAGGCGGAGCGGACAGUCCAGCAGCGGCGUGUCUGCCUGGAGAGGGUCGCCAUCUCCCAGUUUGACGUGCGGGGACAGAUCCGGGUCCUCGCCGGUCGCGACGACAAAGAGGUCGGAGUGAGGUACACCUUUAACGACUGGCUCUCCUACGUGGACGCGCAGGCCCUGCCCGUGGCCGCGGAUCAGCCGGGCUUUGUGGGAGAGCGCUUCAGCUUCACUGUGUACACGCCGCCCGUCAUGGACCCCAGCUCGGCCGUGCACUUCGCCGUGUACAUGAAGAGCGAGGAGGGGGAGUUCUGGGACAACAACGAGGGGCAGAACUACACCCUCAGGUACCACUGCAUGUCCAGCACUACACCCUUUGUCAGCGCCGCAUUCCACGCCACCUGACCGGGGCGCGCGUCGUGCGUAAAAGCCACAGAUCUGUGCGUAAAAGCUUUCCAUCUGUCACGUCUGCUGGAGAAAUUCGAUAUGCAUCUGCUAAAUAAAUACAUCAUCUGCGCCACCCCGUGUGAUGUGCUGAGUCUUGUGGAGAACAGAGAACUUGUGUCACAGUCAGAAGAUCCGGAGAUCAUCCGAAGAAGAGACGCAGACGCAGCUCGCGUUUUCCUUGAAGUUGGCCCCUGAAUGAUUCUGUUGUGCCUUUCUGAACAGCCUCAUCACGACGCGUUGAGCUGAAGCUCAUAAAUGUGAGGACAACACAGCUGACAGGUGUGGACAUUUCUCUGGACUUCCUCUGGGACCCAUGGGCACAGAAACAACGGACUGAUUCGAUGUACCGACUGGAAGGAAAGUGCGCAUCGCUGUCAACUGCGUUGUGGACGUUUUGGACAUUUUCACAACACGAGCGUCUCUGGCUCACUGCUGUUCUUAGACUCCAUUUGUUCAUCAGCAAAACAACGUGGAAACAUUUCAAAUGAACAAACCAAAUAUUUCUGUUGGGCUUUGAGGUUGGAGGUGAUCAACAACACAAAGCCUGCGGGUGAGAAUCGCUGGGACAAAAUCACCGGAAAAACGUCCUGCACGUGUGAAACUGAAGGCUGCGCACACGUGGGACGGAGCUGCCGUUUGGUGACUUUGUUUCACCGUGCAGUCAUUUGACAGCAGCUGAGAAGGAGUACAUUUGGCUUUUGAUUUUGAAAAAUGGUCACCCUGAGAGCCUCCUGCUGCCAAACUUCUCACUGGGCUUCAGCCGUCUCCCCACAGUCAGCUGCAGACAUGGAGGAAGUCGCACUGCACGUUUGUUUCUUUACAGAAUGAAGGUCAGUUUGAACGUCAAGUCUGCAUUCACUCUGAUCAGCGACUCUGCGUUACCUCACAAAACAUCCUGUAAAGAAAUAAAAGAGAAAGUGACUAAAAUGCAGCUGAGCGCUUUGCAAACUGAUCAUCUGAACCUUCAGAGCCACACAGCUGGUGGUCCUUCAGAUCCAGACUUCAGUUUUUGGGUGUGAAUGUAAGCAGUCAGUCCAUUCUGAUGUGUCAUGAUGCUGAAAGUUUGUUACCAGAGAAAACCUGCAUCCAUCCUGUUUUUGCCAAAGUGAUCUCAAUCAUGAAAGCUGAUUUUCAACCAAUAAAGAACAAAUAAACCAAUAAA